Molecule: messenger RNA, 1411 nt
Organism: Nomia melanderi (Alkali bee)
Lineage: Eukaryota; Metazoa; Arthropoda; Insecta; Hymenoptera; Halictidae
Product: acyl-coenzyme A diphosphatase NUDT19
Cellular component (GO): mitochondrion
Molecular function (GO): hydrolase activity, acting on acid anhydrides, in phosphorus-containing anhydrides
Source: RefSeq, a predicted model, not a curated record
AAACAAGAUUCUUAAACCUGUUGAUUAGAUUCGUUUAAAAAAACUGAAUGACACAUACAAUCAUUCGUUAUCAUCUAAGAUCAUUAAAAUCGUAUCGUAAUUCGUCCAAUCCAGUAGGUCCUCACAUCCGUCCAUAGAACGGUAACCUUAACAUCUCAUAUUUUGCUAAAUGUGAUAGUAAAUUUUACAUCUUUACAUACAAUUGUACCUUUAAAACGAAAAGAAUGAAAGCCUUUAAAGAAUCUGCUAGUUUAAUCUUAGCAGCGCGUCGCGCACAACAAUAUAUACGUCAAUCGUCACCUACAAACAACGUGGGAAGUUACGUAUACUUUCAGUAUAAUUACGAUCUGCUGUCCCUAAAACGUCACCGGAACUCAAACUUUAUGCCGAGCGCCUACGUAUUCCCCGGAGGUGUAAUCCAUCCAUCGGACACGGACCUUAAAUGGCAAAAUUUAUUCUCCUCGUUCGGAUUCGACAACAACAGCUUUGCCUCUUUGAUACCCAAUGCCGCAACGCGACCGCAGAUCUUUAAACGACGAUCGAACGAAUUGCCUAGAGAAAUUUCCCUAAGAAUUAACGCAAUUCGAGAGACUUUCGAAGAAUGCGGUAUACUGCUCUGCAACAGGAUACAAAAUGGCAGCAAGCGUUCUGAUUGGGCGCAGCAUCUUGAAAUGCCAGAAAAUGAAUUACACGAGUGGCAAGAGAAGGUACAUCUCGAUGCCACGAAAUUUUAUUCCAUGUGUGAGAAAUUUGAAUGCUAUCCUGAUCUGUGGGCUCUUUAUGAAUGGAGCAAUUGGCUGACACCCAGUUUUUUCCUCAAUAGACGAUAUGAUACGGUGUUUUAUAUGGCUUGUAUGCAGAGCGUACCUCCGACCGUGUGCGAGUCAACGGAAAUAGAAGACGUUAAAUGGGAUACACCUAGCAAUCAUCUAUCGUCUACUUCCGUUAAUACAGUACCGCCACCACAAGCGUACGAAAUCACGAGAAUAGCAAAGUUUGAAAGUAUAGAUGAUUUGCUAGAUUUUGCGGUUGAUCGUACUAAAAAAGGCGUGCGGUUAACUUUUCCAAUAAGGGUGAAGCUCCAAAAUGGGAAUGUGCAUGUUCUGCCAGGGGAUUCGAUGUAUCCAAAACUUGUGAGCUUAUACGAGAAACAAGUAAUCGACAGAACUGAUAUCACUAUUGAUGACUUUAAAAACAUAUCACCUAUACUAAAUAGAAUCGAAUUUAUCACUGUUGAAGUAACAAAUUUUAUCGUUCAGAAUUUCGAUACUGAGGAUGACAGUUUGUCACCAAAGAAUUUAGAUGUUCAUAUAAAAUAGAUACAGAAAAAAAUAGAGCAUAUUUUUUCAUGCCAGCGUGUAUUAAUUUUAUUGUAUAAAUCUGACAAUAAAUCGACAAUAAUAUAUAAUAA